This is a messenger RNA of Acanthopagrus latus (yellowfin seabream), 1032 nucleotides long. It is a transcript of the gene apoea, whose product is annotated as apolipoprotein Ea. The record is from RefSeq and is a predicted model, not a curated record. Bases 91 to 870 code for a protein of 259 amino acids. Gene Ontology annotation, biological process: cholesterol catabolic process; lipid transport; lipoprotein catabolic process. The transcript is spliced from 5 exons. Lineage: Eukaryota; Metazoa; Chordata; Actinopteri; Spariformes; Sparidae. Gene Ontology annotation, cellular component: intermediate-density lipoprotein particle; extracellular region. Gene Ontology annotation, molecular function: lipid binding.
UUAGACUGUAUAAAUAGCGGGCGAGGAGCUCAGUCAGCCUCGCAGACGUCACAGAUCAGGAUCACUCAGGUUUCCUUCUUCCUGCUCAUCAUGAAGGUCUUCGCAGUAAUCUUUGUGCUGGCUGCCCUCUCAGGCUGCCACGCCAGAAGCCUCCUGUCUCCAGACAAGACGCCCUGGGAGGCCACGGUCGACAAGUUCAACGAUUACUUCACUGAUCUGAACACGAGGGCCGACGAGGUGGUGAGCGGCAUCAGGAGCUCCCAGAUCAGCAGAGAGCUGGACACCCUGAUCCAGGACAGCAUGUCCGAGCUCUCCAUGUACAAAGACGACGUGCAGACCAAGCUGGCCCCGUACGCUCAGGAGGCCGGGGAGCGUCUGGCCACGGACCUGCAGAGGCUGGCCAACAAGCUCCGCGACCACAUGAUGGAGGCCCGGGAGCAGAUGGACAAGUACGGCCAGGAGCUCCAGACCAUGAUGGAGCAGAACGCCGACGACGUCAGGACCAGAGUCUCCGCCUACACCCGCAAGCUGAAGAAACGCCUCAACAAGGACACGCAGGAGAUCAAGAGACAAGUUGCUGACUACAUGGAAGAGUUCCAGUCCCGCACCUCAGACAACAUGGAGGAAAUGAAGACCCGUCUCGACCCUUACUUCGCUCAGGUGCGCGACAACGCCCAGGCAAAGAUCAGCACCCUGAACGACCUGCUGAGGUCUCAGGUGGAGACCAUGAAGGAGAAGAUCCAGACCACCGCCGAGGACAUCAAGGAGCGCAUCGAGACAACCGCUGGAGACAUGAAGUCCACCAUGGAGGGCAAGAUGGAGGAGCUGAACGAGUGGUUCAAGCCUUUCGUCUCCAUGUUCACAGUGUAAUCUGGACUUUCUGUUUAUCCUCCACUCUCUGUAUCAGUAACACCUUAACAGAUUUGAGAGACUCAAAGGGGGAAAGUCUCUGUUCCAUCCCAAAUGUCCACCAUCAGUCUAAAUGUGUCUCUGUCACUGAAGGCAACCUUCAAUAAAAACAAGCUGCUCACA